GCUUGACCUUCACUGUACUGCGAUAGUCAAGGAGCGCUGGUCAAAUAUCUCGUAUUCUGUCGCUUUGAGACCGCUCUGUGUCCGCCCAAGCGAAUCCGAUCCCCCUCCUCUUCCACAUGGCUCCGACAAGUGAUAAAAGCAAGCCGAGCAAAUCGCAUGGGCGCGACCGUCGUUCCAAGUCACGAAACACAACUCCGGUUCCAGUUUCCGUCACUGUUGAGCCGACCCACACAAGCCUGUACCUUAACACUUCACUCAACCCUCUUAUUGUGAACCCCACCAUAACACUCGAAGAUGUAUUGGAUAGAAAUGGCACCAGCCCAAACAUCCCUAGCUCGGUUGCUCUUGGAUCCAUGCAAGACAAGAUUAAAGAUUCAUUUGUGAACCAGUUGAAACAACGCGGAGAAACUUGCGACCGUGCGCUGAGGGAAGUCACGGCGAAGAGGAAGGAGCAUGAGGAGCAAGAGCGGAACAAAGAGAGCCAGAAUCUAGAGGCCGAAGAGAGGAAGCGCAAGCUCAAGAAGAUGAGUAAACGAGCCUCAGAGGAUCGGCCACUGGCAGUUGGGGCCCACGGCCUGGCGAGGCAAGAUGGUGUUGAUGUUCACAAAGAAACCUCUUCUUCGAUAUCAUCUCCCGUGUCCCAAGCUCCACCCUCCGCAGGCACCGCUCCAGCAGAUGGAGCCCCCUCACCAACGAAUUCUGAUGCCUCGCAUCAACCACCUCCAAUGAAACCAGUUCCCAAGUUCCAAACCUUUGGUCCAAAUCCAGUCGAGUUCGAUGAUCCCACUGUAUACCAUAUCCGAGAUAUCACACCCGGCAUGUCCGACGAAGAGAAGAAAGAGAUUCUGUGUGUGAACGUUUUCCCGAAGAGCGACCUGCACGACCUCACUGCUGGCACUCCGCCGGACCAAGACUUCAGUGCUGGAAAGGCCCAGUCGCAGGUAACAGCGACGGCGUUCGGACAUUAUGUUGAACCAUACAUUCGGCCACUGACCGAAGAAGAUGCAGCAUUUCUCAAGGAAAGAGGUGACCGCAUAACCCCCUUUGUCCUCCCACCGCGCGGUCCUCGCAGCUACAAAGAGAUAUGGGCUGAGGAAGACGGAGGAAUGGCAAUUGACCCGUCAUCCGAACAUUAUCCUCCGUACGACCCUCGCGGCUCAUACGAUCAGAUGGGCGAUGACCAGCUAGAGCAAAACAACAUCUCGGUAGGCCCGGUCGUAUCCCGUCUGCUCGCCACGCUUAGGCCCGAGCGACGCGAGUCUACCAACGAGCCCAACGGCGUCAACGGUGACUCCGGCGCUAUGGAUAUCGACGGAGAAACACAACAGCCACCGAAUGGUCUCUCUCCUGCAACACAUAUGCCAGAGUCCGAGGCUCCCGGCUGGAAAGCUCCACCUCAGGUCGGCAAAGGCGACUACCAAAGUCUCGACGAUCGAAUGUUGCAGGAGCUACGGUACAUAGGUUUCUUGGCACCGGAAGACACUCCAAACUACGUCGGCCACUACGACGAUGAAGUAGCCGCUCGCCUGCGCCUGCUUCAGUCCGAACUAAGAAAACAAUCCAUCAUUAAUGGCGCGCGCAAAGCUCGCAUCAGCGAGCUGACCUCGGAUCGCAUGGCAAUGCAGGAAUACCAGCAGAUCGCCGACGACCUCGACAACCAGCUCAACGCCGCCUAUCUCAAGCGCAACCGGAACAUGGGCAAGGGCAAGAAGAUCCAGAAACGCCCCGGCGGCGCGGGCGGUGGCAGUCACCCGGUUGCCGGUGGCACACAACGACCUGCCGUCGGUGAGCCCAUUCGUAUGCUCAUGGACAGAAAGGCUACGUGGAACAGCGUCAUCGGUCCGGUCGUCGAUUAUGGAAAGGCGAAACUGCCCGAGGAGAGCAUCUUUAAGGAAGAAAUCAUGCGCGAGUAUAUGCGCAAGGAAGAAGAGGGCUGGAACGAACAGGAGGAGUGAUUGCAAUUUUAUAGGAAUGAUGUGCUCAUGGCACUGGGGUGGUAAAUGUGUGUGUGUGUGUGAAUAAAAUGCAUAGCGCGGUGCUUGGGUAUCGAUCUUGUUCUGGCGUGCGUGGUCAACGAGUCAAUGGGAUCGAUGGCCCCAACGAAUUUAGGUAAUCA
Pseudovirgaria hyperparasitica is the source of this 2116-nucleotide messenger RNA. RefSeq lists its product as uncharacterized. The transcript is spliced from 3 exons. The record is from RefSeq and is a predicted model, not a curated record. Gene Ontology annotation, biological process: regulation of transcription by RNA polymerase II. NCBI's taxonomy places the organism in Eukaryota, Fungi, Ascomycota, Dothideomycetes, Acrospermales, Acrospermaceae. Gene Ontology annotation, molecular function: transcription coactivator activity. Bases 117 to 1955 code for a protein of 612 amino acids. Gene Ontology annotation, cellular component: SAGA complex.